Molecule: messenger RNA, 3157 nt
Organism: Nylanderia fulva
Lineage: Eukaryota; Metazoa; Arthropoda; Insecta; Hymenoptera; Formicidae
Gene: Imp
Product: IGF-II mRNA-binding protein
Molecular function (GO): RNA binding
Source: RefSeq, a predicted model, not a curated record
CAACAACAUGACGGUGAAAUGUAAACACAGACGAGUUCUCGCUAGCUUACAACUCGGCACUUUCAGAGUUUAUUCGACGAUUAUCGCGCUCUCCAGGCUUUACAUGGCCGCUCUCUUCCUUCGUUUACAAUCUCUGCUCGAUCAUCCGGACGGCAAAAUGGAAUCAUACGUAAACGGGAUACCCAACGAAGACCAGUCGCAAUACCACAGCAGUGGCAUCGCCAAACUCUUAGUGAGCAACCUCCCGGCCCAGGCUCGAUUUGAAGAUCUCGAACUGCUGUUCGCCAAUUACGGCCAGGUACAGAACAUCGAGAAGCUGUCGUCGCGAGACCCAAACACGCAGACCAUACUCGUCAGCUAUGAGACGCAGGAACAAGUACAGCACGCUGUGAACCAGUUGAAUGGCUACGAAUACGACGGCAACCCGCUGAAAGUGGAGAUGUCGGCAGAGGGCCGACGAAGAGGCCGCAGUCAGCGCAGUGGCGGCGUCGCCUUCUCCGGGUUGCCGGGCUCCGGUCGGCAGACCGAUUUCCCGCUGCGCAUCCUCGUCCAGUCGGACAUGGUCGGCGCGAUCAUCGGCCGACAGGGCUCGACAAUACGGCAGAUCACCCAGGUGUCCCGCGCCCGGGUCGACGUCCACCGCAAGGACAACGUCGGCUCCCUCGAGAAGGCCAUCACCAUCUACGGCAAUCCCGAGAAUUGCACCAACGCCUGCAAGAAGAUCCUGGACGUUAUGCAGCAGGAGGCGACGACUACGAAUAAGGGGUACGACGACGUCGCGAGUCGCGUUGAUACUCCCAAAAUGGAAUCUGAAAUCACUUUGAAGAUACUCGCGCACAAUAAUCUCAUCGGUCGAAUUAUCGGAAAGGGUGGUAACACGAUCAAGAGAAUCAUGCAAGACACCGAUUCCAAGAUAACUGUUAGCAGCAUUAACGAUAUUAAUAGUUUUAACCUUGAGCGUAUCAUUACGGUUAAGGGUACGAUCGAAAACAUGAGCAAGGCCGAGUCCAUGAUCUCCAGCAAGCUGCGCCAGAGUUACGAGAAUGAUCUGCAAGCUAUGGCUCCUCAAAGCAUGAUGUUCCCCGGUCUGCAUCCCAUGGCCAUGAUGUCCACCGCCGGUAUGGGCUACAGUUCCCGUGGACCCGGCCUCUACGGCUCGGGACCCGCCCCGUAUCCCUACCAGAGCAGCCUGCCUACUCAACAGGGCGUCCCCGCUAGCGACACUCAGGAGACGACAUUUCUAUACAUUCCCAACAACAGCGUCGGCGCCAUCAUCGGCACCAAGGGCUCCCACAUUCGCAACAUUAUCAGGUUCUCAGGUGCCAGCGUCAAGAUCGCCCCACUCGAACAGGACAAGCCGGCCGAGCAGCAGACCGAAAGAAAGGUCACUAUCGUCGGCUCCCCGGAAUCUCAAUGGAAGGCCCAGUACUUGAUCUUUGAGAAGAUGCGGGAGGAAGGAUACGUCGCCGGCACUGAAGACGUUAGACUGACCAUUGAGAUCCUCGUGCCCAGCACCCAGGUCGGUCGCAUCAUCGGCAAGGGCGGUCAAAACGUCAGAGAGCUGCAACGCGUGACCGGCAGCGUCAUUAAACUGUCGGAGCAACAAACCACUCCUCCUUCAGCUGAGGAAGAGACCACCGUCCAUAUCAUUGGCCCCUUCUUCUCUGUUCAGUCGGCUCAGAGAAGAAUCCGCGCCAUGGUUUUGCAGUCGGGCACACCUGGCGGAACCGGCGGUACUGGUUCGCGUGCAGGUCGCGGUAGCAGCCAGGAAGGCGCCUCCCGCUCCAAGAGAGACGGCAGCGCGACUUCCCAAGGCGGCGCGUCGUCGCAGCCCGGCUCUCAGCAGCAGCAAUCGAGCGGCUCGCCAUCCAGCCAGCAGCAGGCGCCACAAUCGCCGCAAAGCCAGUAACAACGUCGAUGACAUCCCAACAUUGACGCGGACCGACGCCUAUCCGUUUUAUUCGCCGGAGUGGCCUCGUCGUCGCUUUGACAUUCUCUCUCGUCGAGAGGGCCGAGCUUCAUCAACGACCAACCUCCUCCUCUCGCGAGGCAACGGAAAUCCCCCUUCCCCCUUCGGCGGGGGAGGGCUUUCACGAACGAGAGUGUGCACGACGCGCAGAUUGUGACGGGAAGACGCGCCCGAGAAGGCAAACGCUUCUGGAGAGUUAACUCGCCCCGAGAGGAACGAAUGACGGCGAGACGAGAGUUUCGCGAGCUCUCUCUCUCUCUCUGCGACUUAAUUUCUCAAAGAAUUCGGCUUUUUUUUUUUCUUUUCCGCGUGCUCGAGAGGUCUCUCGAGAAGCCUUCCUUAUUGAUUAAAAGAUUCGACAAGCCGAAAUUCUUUCGAAAAUUAACUCGUAGCGCCCGACGAACCCCUGAUGACCCUCUCUCCCGGGGUGAGUUAAUUCCGAGAGGCUCUCUCGCGGUUUCCAAGGAUUCCGAGGCUUUCGCGCGGAAUCCAAGACUCAAGAUUGUAAAUGUCAAGUCAACGAGACUCUCUCUCUGUUCGGUUCGACACCGGGGACCGACACGUCUAUCGUGAUCGAUCUCGAGCCUCGAUUCGCGAACGAACGAUGUAAAAUAUAUAUGUCGGGAGGCGCGAAUAAAUUUAUAUUAAUGUUGAUCGGCUUCAAACUGGCGAUUGUUCCCGAUCGCGAAAUAUAUAAUUUUAACGAUUAAGGGAAGACUCGAGAAUGCGAGAACGAAAGACGUGCGAGAAUCCUGGCUGUGCAGACCGAACGGAAGAAAAAGAGGAGAGAAAGCGCCAAAGCGUUUACUAAAUCUGAGCUGGAUCCGUCCGAUCCAGCUUGACACUGCCGAAUUUAUUCGAUCUACUCUCGUUGACGAGGAAGAAGUAUAUAUAUAUAUAUAUAUAUGUAGAUAUAUAUCGAGUAUCGUUUUCCCCUUCGCUCUACGCGUCUCGUCCACAUCCCGACAACAACGACAAAGCGACACGCGCAAUCGCGCACGACCCAAUUUCGCAAGCGCUAAAAAACGAAACCACCGCCGCCGAUGAAAUAGGAUACGACGAUAUCUGAAAGAGAAAAGAAAAAAAACAAACUGAUAAGGCAAAAAAAAAAUAGAAAAAUGAAAAAACACACACAACCUUAUUACCUCAUUGCAUUACCGUUAAUAAAGAUUUAAUACGAUAGAGAAA